UUCUUUAUUCCACAGUCCUUUUCCCUCCACCAUUCUCUCUUUUUGUUUUCAUUUCCAGAAAACUAUUAAAGAAACCCACUCGUGUCCUAUAAUUCGGCCACCGCAGGGCACCUUACCCUACAGAGAAAGGGCCCCAGGGUCUGUUGGUUGGCCCGUCUUUUCUCUCUUUUUGUUCCAUUUCUCCUUCUACUUACUCUGUAUCCCUCUCUGAAGUCUCCACUUUUUCUUCGUCCCUUCCUUUCCGCUCUCUGCAUUUUCCUCCUUUAUCACCCCUUUGUCCCCUUCUCCUACCGCCGAUUGCCCACCGACAGCUUUUUCCCACUGCCCUCCUCUUAUAAACCCUUUGCUUCUCACUUACCCCUUCAAAGCGUGCAUCUUUCUCUUUCUCUGUCUCUGUACUACUACUCUGUUUUUCCGAUCCUCUGUUUUCCCACUCCUCUGUUUUUUUUUCUCUUCUUCCCAUGGCGUUUGGAUGUAUACCCAAUUUCCUAACCAGCCGUCGCCACCGGGGGAAGCCCAAUGGGGACCGGAUUGCGGCUGUUUCCGACGAAUCCUGCAGCGGGGGAGAGAAGGAAGGGAAAGGAAGGGGUAAUUUUGAUGAUUGUUCUCCAGCGAGGUACAGCUGGGAAGAGAUCGAGAAUCUGACCCGGAAUUUCGCGUGUUUGAUCGGAUCCGGUGGGUUCAGCAACGUAUACUUGGCUGCCGGUCCGGCGGCGGUGAAAGUGAGCUGUUCCGGGGACUAUCUCAGCCCGAUGUUCAAUCAGGAGCUCGACAUCCUCCUCCGCCUUCACCACCGGCGCAUCGUCAAGCUUCUGGGCUUCUCCGACGAUAAAGGUGGCGCGCUGGUGAUGGAGUACGUCCCGAACGGAACUUUGCAAGAGAGGCUCCACGGGAGCGGCCGGCGCCGGCCGCUCCCGUGGAGCAGAAGGAUGGCGAUUGCGUACCAACUCGCCGAAGCAAUCGAUUACCUCCACUCCAACGUCGGUGACAUCCCAAUCGUCCACGGCGACAUCAAGGCGUCCAACGUCUUGCUCGACGCCGACGAAAGCUGCAAGCUUUGCGAUUUCGGGUCGGCGAAAAUGGGAUUCUCCUCCGCCGUCGCGGCGGUGGGCGGAGGGCAGAGGAGGAAGAAAAUGGUGAUGAUGGGCUCGCUGGGUUACUCUGACCCGCAUUAUCUCCGUACUGGUUUGGCUUCCAAGAAGAACGACAUCUACAGCUUUGGGGUCAUCGUCUUGGAGCUUCUGACGGGGCGGGAGGCGUUCUCCGAGGAGAAAGGGGAGGUUCUGGCGGCGGUAAUUAGGGAGCGCGGGGAUGAAUUUGCGGCGGAUUUGGCGGGAUUGGUGGAUCCGAAAUUGGGAGGCGAGUUUGAUUUGGGGGAAGUGGAGGCCAUGUUCGAGAUCGCGAGGAGAUGUGUUAGGCUGGCGGUGAGCGAGCGGCCGUCGGCGGGGGAAAUCGUGGAGAGGAUGAAGGCGGAUGUGGCGUCGGCGAUUGUGUGGGAGGAGGAGGUGAAGAAGAGGUUUGGAAGAGAGGGAUUGGUGUAGAUUUGGUGCGAUACUCUGUUUUGCUGGGAUUAUACACUGUUUUUUUGGGAUUAUUCACAUGAUUGACAAUCCAUGUAUAGAUUCAAACUCAACAUAAAGGAAGGAAAGAAAGAGGAGGGUUAGGGCUUGCUAUUACUAUUAGGGAUUGGAAUAGGAUGUAGUGAAAGAUUUGCCUGUGUUUGCUUCCUUUCGAUUCGAUUGAGAAGUCAGAUUGUUUGUUACUUUUCAUUAUCUUACAGGUUUCUAAUUUUCAAUUUGUUAUUCUGUCAUUUGAAACUGAUCGUUGAAACUUACCGAGUGAAGAGAAUAUGUAUCCAAAGUAAGUGAGUAAGUAACUACAAUUGGUUGACAUGAGAUGGUAAAAUCGAAGCAAG
Molecule: messenger RNA, 1915 nt
Organism: Linum tenue
Lineage: Eukaryota; Viridiplantae; Streptophyta; Magnoliopsida; Malpighiales; Linaceae
Source: the annotation of a GenBank genome assembly